Adineta ricciae is the source of this 2136-nucleotide messenger RNA. Lineage: Eukaryota; Metazoa; Rotifera; Eurotatoria; Adinetida; Adinetidae. The record is from the annotation of a GenBank genome assembly.
AUGGCUUCGUGCAUGUAUCGUGUAGGCGAUUAUGUCUACUUUGAAGGAAAUCCAACGGAACCAUAUCUAAUUCGACGAAUUGAAGAGUUGAACAAAACUCCGAAUGGUAAUGUUGAAGCACGUGUGGCUUGCUUUUAUCGUCGUCGCGACAUAUCCUCGUAUCUAGUCAAUCAAGUUGAUCGCUUAAAAAGCGACGGUCCGUGGGAAGAUGAUGAUGAAAUUCCAAAUGAUUCGUCGAGUACGAGUGGACAACAAACGGAAUUAUCGGAUACUCAAAAACAUCAAUUGCGCCAUCGAGAAUUGUUUUUAACACGACAAAAUGAAACAUUGUUAGCGACCAAUAUCCGUGGGAAAUGUUUAGUGACGUUACAUAAUGAAACGGAAACAUUUCUGUCGUAUGUUAAUUCUGAGGACCUCUUCUUUUAUCAAUUGGUUUAUGAUCCAAAUCAAAAAAGUCUCAACGCUGAUCGAGGCGAAAUCCGUGUUGGUGGAAAAUAUCAAGCUGAUGUUCCAGCUCAACCGAUUUCGAACGAUGGAACACAGGAUAAUUCACCCUCGAGAGAAGAUCUAAUUUGGGAUGCAAAUGGUGGUCUAACAGAAAAACAAAUCGAACAAUACUUGAUUGUCGCAAGAUCCAUUGGCACAUUUGCUCGUGCGCUUGAUUGUCCGACCGCAUUGAAACAUCCGAGUCUUCAUAUGAGUGCUGCGUCCGCCUCGCGUGAUGCGACAUUGUUUUUUGCCAUGGAUGCCCUACAUAAACAUCACUAUGACUUAGCUUUGGCUACGUGCAGUUUAGUACCAAACACCGGUCCGAUUCUUGUUAAAGAUCAAAUGGAAGAUUGGUCGGCAGCGGAAGCCAACUCUUUCGAAGAUGCGAUUGAGAAAUGUGGAAAAGAUUUUCGCGAAAUUCAAAAAGAAUACUUACCAUGGAAGAGUUUGAAAGGCAUUAUAGAAUAUUACUACAUGUGGAAGACAACGGAUCGAUAUGUUGUUCAGCGACGACUGAAGUUAGCUGAACAAGAAAAUAAACUCAAACAAGUCUUCAUACCAAAUUACAACAAAGCACAUCAGUGUCUCCUUCCUCAACGCCCACAAAAUGAAAGCAAACCGUGUGAAUCAUGCGGAACGACUUCAUCAGCUCAAUGGUACCAAUGGAGUUCUGCUCAACCACAUACAAGACUUUGUGCUGAAUGUUGGAUUUACUACAAAAAAUUAGGUGGUUUGAAGUAUCCGAAAAAAAGUGGUCCGGAUCGACGACAAGAGCGUGCUGCGAAUAUCAACAAAUUGGUUACCUAUAAAUGUAAUAUCAAUGGUUGUGAAAAGGAAUGCAAAAAUAAAUCUGCCCUUCAUCGUCAUUACGCUCUUACACAUGGUACAGCAUUUCGAUCAGGCAGCCCUCGACCAUUAUCCAAACCACGCAAUACAUUUUCUUUGUAUACAACACCGUUAUCACGUGCUGUUCGUUCAUUGUGUUCAGUUCGUCAUCUUGCGCGUACUCCAUUAUCUAGUAUUAAUUUAAGCGAAGCACUUCAGCAAUGGGAAGCUUAUACUAAAGAUAAACCAUCGGUCGAUAUUCGAAAUAUUUGUACGCGUCUCCAUGAGAUUUAUCGCGAGAGAAAUGAAAGCAAGAAAUCGAAACAUUUAAGUGACAUCUUUCCUCGAGAGAAUGAGAAUGAUUCGAAGAAAACAUUUGACGAAAUUAUGCCUCAAUUUGAAGAAAAACCGAAGAAUGAUAAUGAAACGGAUUUACCCGAACGUUAUCCAAAGAUGCGAAACGAUCCAGGAGAUUUCUAUGCUCAAUUUACCCAUUUAAAUUUGAGCAUCAUGAAAAAACGACCUUAUGAAUCAAAUGAAAGUUCAAAUGAAGGUCCAUCACCAAAACGAACAUUGAUUAGUCGACAAAAUUUAAUCAAAACCAAGUCACCUGGCGCUCCGAAACUAUCGCGUUCACGUGCUUAUACCGUUCCAUUUGUUGAUCCACCCGAUGGAAUCUACCUCCGUGUAACAAAAGAUAUCAAACGUUUACGUAAAGAAAUUCCUCAGAAGGAAAUUCGUCGCAUUGCACGCGCACCUUGGAAGAAACUCAAUACCAAUUUUGUCUCGUAUGUUGAUGAUGAUAUAGUUGUGCUUGAUUAA